Messenger RNA from Oryza sativa Japonica Group (Japanese rice), 1579 nucleotides. Its product is annotated as secretory carrier-associated membrane protein 4. NCBI's taxonomy places the organism in Eukaryota, Viridiplantae, Streptophyta, Magnoliopsida, Poales, Poaceae. The record is from RefSeq and is a predicted model, not a curated record. Gene Ontology annotation, biological process: protein transport. Gene Ontology annotation, cellular component: trans-Golgi network membrane; recycling endosome membrane.
CCAAAUAUUUUACUUAUUCUGUCAUUACCUGAUCCAGAUAAUUUCUUUGCCAGAUUCAUUACGGUUAUCUGUGUUUUCCUCUGUUUUUCAGACUUGUGACGGAUGCAGGUUAGUUCAAACACUCCAGACCGACACUUCUGUGUUGCAUAUAAAGAUGGACGUUGUAAAAAAAAAAAAAGGAAAAAAAAGCAUCGAACUGAAAAGUGAAAAUAUUGCUAAGACUCCUCGCCAAAAAAAAAAAAGGGAAAAAGGAAAAUUGUUGCUAAGAUGAGGGGUAAAUUGGUAAGAACUAGACAGUAACAAGGGCCAAAUUGUAAUAGUGGCCAUGGACUGAAAAUAGAACUACCCAUUGGCCACGAGCAAUUCUACUGCAACCUGAAUAUUGUUCGCUGCAAAGCCUGAGACUUGUUCAUGCCAAGUCAUCAUCUCAAUGUCUCCUAAUCCCAAUCCACUCGAUGAAGAAAAUGUCAAUCCUACCGCGAGUGGAGCGGCGAUGGCGCCGGGGCCGGAGAAGAAGAAAUCAUGGAUGCCGGCGGGCUUGGGAGGCAGCGGCAAGCUUGGCGCCACCAUUGACAUCCCCCUAGAGGAUCCGAGGAAGAAGGAGAAAGAACUCUUGGCAUGGGAGGAGGAUUUGAGGCGAAGGGAGCUGGAUAUCAAACAGAGGGAGAAUGCAAUGGACAGGGCUGGGGUCACUGUCGAAGUGAAAAAUUGGCCGCCUUUCUACCCUAUCAUCCAUCAUGAUAUAGCCAGUGAAAUACCAAUCCAUGCUCAGAAGUUGCAAUACAUGGCAUUUGGUAGUUGGCUAGGACUAAUUGCUUGUCUCGUUUGGAAUGUAGUAGCUGUAUUAAUUGAAUCAAUUCAUAGUGACGAUGUUGUGCUUUUUCUCUUCGCAAUUAUCUACGCAAUAUUUGGAUGUCCUCUUUCAUACAUACUGUGGUACAGGCCUCUGUACAGCGCAAUGAGAACUGAUAGCAUGGUUACCUUUGUCCAGUUUUUCGUCUUCUACUCGAUACAUGUCGGAUUUUGUGUCAUUGCUGCAGUUACUCCUCCAAUAAUAUUUAAGGGAAAAACUCUUACGGGAAUCCUGGUUGCAAUCGAAGUUUUAACUGGAGAUAUGUUCGUUGGAGUGCUUUAUUUAAUUGGAUUUACAUUUUUCACCUUGGAAUCUAUUAUAAGCAUCUGGGUGCUUGAGAGAGUCUACAUGCAUUUCAGAGGGCACAGGUGAAGACAGGAAAAUGCUGAUGAAACCAUAUUCUAAGCAACAGUUUCUCCAAAAGCAAAUAUAGGUUGUACAACAGGAAGUUUGAAAUUAGAAAUGCUGGAUUAUUUCUGGAGAAUGCAGUUUUUAGAUGUGUUGCUUAUGAUAAAAAUGUAUAUGAUGUCAAAAUCUAUAUUAUCUGCUAUUAGAUUUCGGUUAGCCUAUUGAUUUCCUCAUUUAUAGUGAUUAUUUUUUCCCCUCAAAACUAUCAGAUUGAAGAUUAGAAAUGUUCUCUUGUGAUGUUUCUUAGGUUUAUAAUCAGUGUAACAUGUAUUGAUUCAUUUGACACUUCUGAAUAAUACCCUAUUAGCAAUUUUCGAA